Molecule: messenger RNA, 1524 nt
Organism: Orycteropus afer afer
Lineage: Eukaryota; Metazoa; Chordata; Mammalia; Tubulidentata; Orycteropodidae
Gene: MATK
Product: megakaryocyte-associated tyrosine kinase
Exons: 13
Coding region: 1-1524 (507 amino acids)
Biological process (GO): protein phosphorylation
Molecular function (GO): protein binding; ATP binding; protein tyrosine kinase activity
Source: RefSeq, a predicted model, not a curated record
AUGGCUGGCCGAGGCUCUGUGGUCUCACCGACAGCACGUCAUGACUGUGACUCUGUGAAGGAACCCCCCCGGGUGAGUCCCCGCUUCCUGCGCCCCUGGCACCCUCCGGCCAUCUCAGCCAGGAUGCCCACGAGGCGCUGGGCCCCCGGGACCCAAUGCAUCACCAAGUAUGAACACACGCGUCCCAAGCCGGGAGAGCUGGCCUUCCGCAAGGGCGAUGUGGUCACCAUCCUGGAGGCCUGUGAGAGCAAGAGCUGGUACCGUGCCAAGCACCACGCCAGCGGGCAGGAGGGGCUGCUGGCGGCAGGCGCCCUACGCGAGCGUGAAGCCCUCUCAACUGACCCCAAGCUCAGCCUCAUGCCGUGGUUCCACGGGAAGAUCUCCGGCCAGGAGGCGGUGCAGCAGCUGCAGCCGCCAGAGGACGGGCUUUUCCUGGUGCGCGAGUCAGCGCGCCACCCAGGGGACUACGUGCUGUGCGUGAGCUUCGGCCGUGACGUCAUCCACUACCGCGUGCUGCACCGCGAUGGCCACCUCACCAUCGACGAGGUGGUUUGUUUCUGCAACCUCAUGGACAUGGUCGAGCAUUACAGCAAGGAGAAGGGAGCCAUUUGCACAAAGCUCGUCACCCCAAAGCGGAAGCAGGGCACCAAGUCUGCGGAGGAGGAGCUGGCCAAGGCCGGGUGGUUACUGAACCUGCAGCACUUGACCUUGGGAGCCCAGAUCGGAGAGGGGGAGUUUGGAGCCGUCCUGCAGGGGGAGUACCUGGGACAGAAGGUGGCUGUGAAGAACAUCAAGUGUGAUGUGACGGCCCAGGCCUUCCUGGACGAGACGGCGGUCAUGACGAAGGUGCAGCACAAGAACCUGGUGCGGCUCCUGGGCGUGAUCCUGCACCAGGGGCUCUAUAUCGUCAUGGAGCACGUGAGCAAGGGCAACCUGGUGAACUUCCUGCGGACGCGGGGCCGCGCCCUCGUGAACACCGCCCAGCUCCUGCAGUUUUCGCUGCACGUGGCCGAGGGCAUGGAGUACCUGGAGAGUAAGAAACUAGUGCACCGCGACCUCGCCGCGCGCAACAUUCUGGUGUCUGAGGAUUUGGUGGCCAAGGUCAGCGACUUCGGCCUGGCCAAGGCCGAGCGGAAGGGCCUGGACUCCAGCAGGUUGCCCGUCAAGUGGACGGCGCCCGAGGCUCUGAAGCACGGGAAGUUCUCCAGUAAGUCGGAUGUUUGGAGUUUCGGGGUCCUGCUGUGGGAGGUCUUCUCAUACGGCCGAGCUCCUUACCCCAAGAUGUCCCUGAAGGAGGUGUCUGAGGCUGUGGAGAAAGGCUACCGCAUGGAGGCCCCUGAGGGCUGCCCAGGCCCAGUCCACGCCUUGAUGAGCAGCUGCUGGGAAGCUGAGCCCGCCCGCCGACCACCCUUCCGCAAACUGGCUGAGAAGCUGGCCCGGGAGCUGCGAAGCGCUGGCACCCCAGCUUCCAUGGGGGGACAGGAGGCCGAUGGCUCCACGUCACCCCGUGCCCAGGAGCCCUGA